CAACAACAACAACCCCAACCAACCUAAUUUCCAGGCCUUCAUACUGCCUUCUUCAGGAAGGGGAGUAGGUGAAGGAUUUAGAAUCCACCUCCUCCCGCCAGUUGCCAUGGAGACAAACCUCAGUCUUUUCAUUCCUUCUGGUACUGGGAAUGAAGUCUUAGCACAAAGGAAGAGACGGUGCUUGUACUGUGUGGACUGUAGUGUGGCUCCUACUGCAGCUAUAGAACCAGACCGGGGGACAAAGGCUAAGUUUUUCCAUGGUUUGGCUUGGAUAUUGGAGGAACCUUGGUCAAGCUGGUUUAUUUUGAACCUAAAGACAUCACUGCUGAAGAAGAAAAGGAGGAAGUGGAGAGUCUGAAAAGCAUCCGGAAGUACCUGACCUCCAAUGUGGCUUACGGAUCCACAGGCAUUCGGGACGUGCACCUUGAGCUGAAGGACCUGACUCUGUGUGGACGCAAAGGCAAUCUGCACUUUAUACGCUUUCCCACCCAUGACAUGCCUGCUUUUAUUCAGAUGGGCAGAGAUAAAAACUUCUCAAGUCUCCACACUGUCUUUUGUGCCACUGGAGGUGGAUCAUACAAAUUUGAGCAGGAUUUUCUCACAAUAGGUGACCUUCAGCUUCGAAAACUGGAUGAACUAGAUUGCUUAAUAAAAGGAAUUUUAUACAUUGACUCAGUUGGAUUCAAUGGACGGUCACAGUGCUAUUAUUUUGAAAACCCUGCUGAUUCUGAAAAAUGUCAGAAGUUACCAUUUGAUUUAAAAAAUCCAUAUCCUCUGCUUCUGGUGAACAUCGGCUCAGGGGUUAGCAUCUUAGCAGUGUAUUCCAAAGAUAAUUAUAAGAGGGUCACAGGCACCAGUCUUGGAGGAGGAACUUUCUUUGGUCUCUGCUGUCUUCUUACUGGCUGUAGUACUUUUGAAGAAGCUCUUGAGAUGGCGUCUCGUGGAGAUAGCACCAAAGUGGACAAAUUAGUUCGAGACAUUUAUGGAGGAGACUAUGAGAGGUUUGGCUUGCCAGGCUGGGCUGUGGCUUCAAGUUUUGGAAACAUGAUGAGCAAGGAGAAGAGAGAGGCGGCCAGUAAGGAGGAUCUUGCCAGAGCAACUUUGAUCACCAUCACCAACAACAUUGGCUCCAUAGCAAGAAUGUGUGCCCUUAAUGAAAACAUUAACCAGGUCGUAUUUGUCGGCAAUUUCCUGAGAGUCAACACGAUUGCUAUGCGGCUUCUGGCGUAUGCGCUGGAUUACUGGUCCAAGGGGCAGCUGAAAGCACUGUUUUCCGAGCACGAGGGUUAUUUUGGAGCCGUUGGAGCACUCCUUGAGCUGUUGAAGAUACCCUGACUUACCGAGAGGACUUCCUGAAACCUGCCACAGAGACAUCUGUGGAUUUUUUGUUUUGUUAAGAGACUCAAGUUUUAUGAUCGUGUACUACUCAAAUCAGAGCAAGAAACAAAUAUAUUUUUCUAAGACAUCAAGAUAAAUUCUUAAAAUUUUGUCUAAGGACACCACCACCACCACCCCCGUCUAGGCAGUAUGAAGAUUUGCUGUUUGUAAGGUAUUCUCAGGGCAGCGUUAUUAACCCCUGAGGUGCUUUGGAAUCCCAGCAUCACCCACUUGGGUAUAUGUGGAGCUUUCUGGACUCCCACCAGCAGCUGACUGCUUGUCCUGUUGAAAUGUAUGUGAGAAUCUAACCACUUUCAUCACUAUGCCUUGGAGGUCAUCUUUCUUUGCGCGCUGGAUCAUGUUUAGCCUAUGUUAACAUACUGAAAAUGGGUUAUUUCAAGCUUCUGAAAACUUGGCAGGAUUGUUCUGCAUCUGAUGUUAAGAGAUGGCCUGCAUUGUAGCUGAAGGCAAGGGUGGGCCUGUCCACAGCAGCCUUGGAGCUGGAAUGGAGACCUCGAGCUCUGGCUGGGAAGGAUUCUGCCGUUCAGCCAUGGGUUCUGGUGCCAGCUCUGGGGCAACAGAAGGCUCUUGUUGGUUUGGACCAUGGGAACUCAGGAUUGGAUUUGGCUGGCUAGCCUCCUUGAUGGUUCUCAGUUCCCACAGGGAUAUAGUUGGCUUUUAUUACAUACUUUGGCCCAUUAGGACUAAGGGUUCCAUUGUGCUGGGGUCUCAGGCAGCACAGUACACAGGGUGUUGCAGGGAUGGUAGUCCUUCCCUCCUGCUAAUCCCUGCUUUGCUUCUGAGAGAUCCUCAAAACUCUCCACUUUUAUCAGAAAGUUUCUCCAUCUGUGGCAGGGCUGUGUUCUUCCUGCCAUCCCUCAGGUGACUCCUAUUUGACAGUUGUGACCAGUGCUUUGUAUUCAUGGUUCUGUCUUCCUACAUUGAAGCUCCUACAGUGUUAGAAGAGCAAGCCUCAGGAUCACAAGAUCCCAACAGGAUGUGUGGUGCUGUUCUGCACCCACACCAUCUUUCCUCAGUUGUGCUCAGCCCAGUGUCAUUCUUGGGAUGGGUUCUAUUUCCUUUAAAUAGUGUCUCAGAUGGUGAGGGCUAACCUCAAACUCGACAGUAAUACUGUAUAGCUGAGACUGGCCUUUGAACUGCAGAUCCUGUUGCCUUCACCUCCGAAGUGCUGAAUUAUAGGUGUGCGCCACUAGUAAACUCCAUAAAUACAAAGGGUUGUUUCAGAGCCUCAUCUUAUCCAGUUCUCACCUGCUUCCCUGGCUGCUGUCUCACUCUGACAGUUCCACUUUCAAGCUCAACUGUGAGUCUCUCCAAGCUGUCUUCCUGUUGAUUCCAGCACUAUUGGCAGAAAUACACACAUUCCACCUCACAGCCACUUCUGAACUGGGAGCCACUUGCAGUGUCUGUUAGAACCAUCUUGUCUUUUCUUAGCUGUCCAAUCCAGGUCAUUGUUUUGAUAGCCUAAAGCCCCACUUCACUUCUCCCACUCAGAAAGGAAGGUUUGUGGCCCUGGAGCACAAAGUAGCUUGAACUAAGAUGGGAGGAGGCUGGCCUAUGCCAAGAGGUAAUGUUUUGUGGGUAUCAGUGGCUGGGUCUAGGAGGUGCUUGAAGAUACCUAGUUUGGCUUUAGAAUGCCUGGUUUUGAGAACCCCCAAAGCACGGGUCAUUUGGGUCAGAGACAAAAGC
Messenger RNA from Mus caroli (Ryukyu mouse), 3084 nucleotides. The record is from RefSeq and is a predicted model, not a curated record. Lineage: Eukaryota; Metazoa; Chordata; Mammalia; Rodentia; Muridae.